This is a messenger RNA of Arabidopsis thaliana (thale cress), 2294 nucleotides long. Its product is annotated as BTB/POZ domain-containing protein. Gene Ontology annotation, biological process: protein ubiquitination. The transcript is spliced from 3 exons. Lineage: Eukaryota; Viridiplantae; Streptophyta; Magnoliopsida; Brassicales; Brassicaceae. The record is from RefSeq and is marked reviewed. The coding region runs from base 302 to 1627 and encodes 441 amino acids.
GUUAGGCGAAUGUGAAUUGGAAAAAAACACAAAAAGAAGAAUGAUUGUUCUCAAGCCCAGCAAAUUUCUGACACAGUUCAUCAACUAGGCGUUGAAAAGAUCUUGUACCAACGAGAAUACUGUAGAGAAGAGAGAGAGAGCGAAGGAGAUCGGGUGGAGUUUGGAUGAUAUCAGAGUUGUCCGUAGAUGCAAUAGGAUUAAAGAUUCAACGUUUAGUCCACUUGGAAGGAGUACACCACUGAGAAUCUUAAAGAUUCAACAUUUAGGGUGCUGAAAGACAAAAAACCUCAGCUUUUGCUCUAUGGAGCCUCGAGAUAAUCAAGCCGAGGCUUCAUAUACAUUUGGUGAUCGAUCAAGCAGUGACAUAGUUGUUAGACUAAGAAAUGAAGAAGGUCGUGAUGAUUGGAUCUAUUGCCAUUCCAAGAUCCUUAGUGAGAAAAGCCAGUAUUUUGCUGACCGUCUCUCUGAUAAAUGGCCCACUUGCAAGAUUCUUGAUUCACGUUACUGUGUUGAGGUCAUCUGUCAAGAAUCAGACUAUGAUCAUCAUAUCAAUCUCUUAAGACUUCUCUAUGUUGUCUCUGAUGAUGUCCAUGAGGAUAACUUGUGUCAUAAUGUGAAAAGUGCGUUGGGGAUUCUCUCUGUCGCUAAAGAACUUAGUUGCCCUCAGAUUGUCACUGCUUGUGUCAACUACUUGGAAGCUGUUCCAUGGGAAGAAGGCGAAGAGGAAGAGAUUCUGCGGAUUGUACCGAGGAUUGGAUCAGAAGCAGAGCCGAUUCUUGCCCGUCUCCAACCAGUUGAUCAGUCCGCUGUUCUUGAAAUCUUUGUAUCGGCUUUUAGGUUUGCUACUUCGUCCCCGCCUUUGCUCUUGGGUGACAUAAAAUCCUCUGCUCAAGAACAGAUUGAGUAUAUGAUAACUGAAGAUGACGAUGCACCGUUGUUGAUUGCUGAUGAAGAAGUCAAGCUUGAAGUAAAACAAUGUGUAAAGAGCCUGUUUGUUAGAUUCUUCCAGUGCCUAGAAGAAAUCACUUUGAAACCCGUCGAGUCUGAGGUAAUCAACAAAAAGGGGUCUUUUAGGAUGGUCCUUUCAGAUAUGUGUUGGGUUUUUCAGAUAUUAACGAAGAUGGAAGUUGUUAGAGAUUUUGUUAUAACAUGGGCUGACAUAUCUGAGAAGUUAGUUAAGGUAGUUGAGCAGUUGGAAACAACAGUUGUAGAGGCUGUUGAGAUAAGAGUCAAGGUCAUCGAGGUGACUGCAAAAGUCAUAGAAGCGAUUGGUUAUGGAACAGUGAUAUUACCAACAGCGAAACGGCUUCAGAUGGUAAAACUAUGGCUUCCUUUUGUAAGAAACACAAAGCCUCUUGUUGACUCACCGGUUAGAGAAGAUGAGGAGAAUGAUACUGUGAGAUAUAAAAUCGACGGAGAGAUAUGGCAAGCUUUAGAAUCUUCCUUUGUAUCGAUAAUUCUGGCAUUGCCAUCUGCAGACCAAGCUGAGAUAUUGACUGAAUGGUUAAGCAAGAAUGGGUUGUAUCCGGAUUUAACAGAAGCUUUCGAGGUUUGGUGUUACAGAUCGAAAGUCGCGAAGAGAAGAUUGGGUUUAGUCGGGGGUGAAGAGGAGAACGGCAUGUCUUAACUCAUUUGUUGAGCUCUGAAACCAGAGAGAAGAACCAUUCUGUUUUUUGUUUUGUUUGUGUGUGUAGGUGUCUUUUAACCCUUUUUGUGUGGUCUCUGCCAAAUCCUUCAUAUUAUCUAUUGGCAGUUUCCACAAAUAUGUAAAUACUGUUGACAAAGAUCUUGUCCUUCUUAAAUCACUAAGAGAUAUAUCCUACUAAAAGUAGAUCUGUAGAAUGUUGAUCACUUCUGGUUUCUCUGCUAUGAGAUCAAAGAACUCAGGUCCAAUAGAUCUUCAAUGAAUAACGCUCUUGAUGAUAGGCUAAAUAUGUUUGUUGUCCAUGCCAUUGUAAGUGAUAUCCAACAAGAAACAAGAAUUUGCUCAAAAAUUGACUUCCAUCUAUCUCUCUUGAUUGAUAAUAUACUUGUAUUGCAAAAUUCUGUACCUGCGCUUAUAUUAUUCAUUUCUUUAUUUAGUCAUUACACACUGUCUAACGAGUUAGAAUUUUAGACUGAAAAUAAAUGGUAGGGGCUGCGCGAACGCAAACCCCCGCUGCCACAAAUAAUGACGUAGGCUCUUCCUCUAGGGAAGACCUUAAGCAUAGCACCCUCCCGGUAUGUGCAAUGGGAGUCACUAGCCUAGGCCACUCGUCUUCUUGAUCGCGAGUUGACCCCGUCCAGGUAAGUGA